AUGUUGCCUCUUCUGGUCAGCAUCUUCCUCCUUCAUGCCUGCUUCCCCUCGGGGCUUGGCCACCUCCCAGAAGGCCUGCCGUUACUGAGGACCGAGUUUGCCCUGCACCUCUACCAGAGCGUGGCAGCCGGCAGAAAUGGCACCAACCUCAUCAUCUCUCCCGCUGGUGUGUCCCUCCCCAUGGAGAUCCUGCAGUUCGGAGCCCAAGGGAACACAGCCCAGCAGCUGGCAGAUGCUCUGGGAUACACUGUUCACGACCAAAAGGUGAGAGAUUUGUUGCAUGCGGUUUAUGCCACACUAUCCAACUUCAGUCAAGGCACGGAGAUGGAGCUGGCCUGCACUCUCUUUGUGCAAGAGGGGAUACCACUGGCCCCCUGUUUUGUGGAGCAAGUAUCCUGGUGGGCCAACAGCAGCUUGGAGCCAGCCCCAGUGAACUCCAGCUUCAGUGAACUCAAUGAACCUAAUGGCACUGUUGUCCAGACCACAGGCAAGGGCUCGCUGUGGGAGCAGGUUGGCGCAGCGUCUGCCCAGCUCGCAGUGGUGAGCACCAUGACCUUCCGAAGCACUUGGCAGAAAAGAUUCUCCUCAGCAGAUACGCAGCUCCUGCCUUUCACCUGUGCCCAUGGCUGUGUCCUCCAGGUCCCCAUGAUGUACCAAAUGGCUGAAGUCAACUACGGCCAGUUCCAGGACGCUGCAGGCCAUCAGGUGGAGGUGCUGGAGCUGCCUUUCCUAGGACGUGUGGCGAGUCUCUUCCUGGUGCUGCCCCGUGACAAAGACACCUCCCUGAGCCACAUUGAGCCACACCUCACAGCCAGUGUCAUCCACCUCUGGACCAGCAGCCUGAGGAGAGCCAGGAUGGAUGUGUUCCUCCCCAGAUUUAGAAUCCAAAAUCAAUUCAACUUAAAACGCAUUUUAAGUUCCUGGGGAGUCACUGAUCUUUUUGAUCCACUCAAAGCUAACUUGAAAGGAAUUUCAGGUCAAAAUGACUUUUAUGUUUCUGAAGCCAUCCAUAAGUCCAAGAUUGAGGUUCUAGAGGAAGGCACCAAGGCAUCUGCAGUCACAGCUCUGUUGUUACUGAAAAGGUCUCGGAUUCCUAUUUUUAAAGCUGAUCAGCCAUUCAUCUUUUUCCUGAGAGAACCCAACACAGGAUUUGUCUUCAGUAUUGGAAGAGUUUCAAAUCCCCUUGACUAAAUUAGCAGACUUCAAGCAUGUUCUCCACUUUCACCUAUGCUUUUCUUCAUAAAAAGUUACAAUUUUAUUUUGCUAUACCCUUGAAACUCAAAAAAAUGUCCUUGCAAAGUGUAAAAAGGGUAUGCAUUUUCAGAUAUUAUGAACCUAAAAACAGAAUUUUAUUAUAAUUUUGUAAGUUAUUUGCCCUCUCUUAACCCACAUCUAUUAUAACCUUCUUUCCUAAUCAUUACGCCACAAACCACUAAAAGGCACAGCAGUGGUAUAUAAAUGGUAAAUGAGUCAGUCUAUGGGAUUGCUUCCUCAGUAAGAACACAGAAAGCCAUGUUGGAUUGAGGGGAGAAUGAACAGUGUCAGUUUUACUUAUCCAAUAUAACUCAGGAAGAAUGCAAACUGAGUAAAGUCAUCUUACAUCUGUUUCCUUUCCAUCUACCUUCUAAAUAAAACUGAGAGUUUAACGGUGAGAAUAGCAAGGCAGAACAAAUCUUCUCUGAACUUUUAAUUUGUUGUGUACUUUUGUAAGCAUCGUAUCAAAUUGCUCAAGGCUAGGUAGACAUUUCAAAGUAUGCAGUGUAUCCCGAACUUACCACUCCCUAAACUAAUAGCAGCUUCAGCUUAGUGCCAUCCACAAACCUAGUGAGAAAAAAAAAGGAGUUGAAGGGAAGUAAGGAAACCAAUAAUGUCCAAAAUGUCUGUUUUGUCAAACAGCUUUUAAAGUAUCUGCUGCAGACAAUACCAUUCCCAUUAUUACCUAGGCAGAAAUGGGAGUAUGUUGGCAUGGCCAACAAAAACUACGAACAUAUAGUAAAAAGACAAUGCAGAUUAUGUAACAUAUAAUUACAGUUAGGAUUAACAAAUAUGAACUCUAAGUGAUGUGUUUUUCCAAUGCUAAAAAGCAAGGCCUUUAAAAUUCCAUUAUCUUAAGAUGUUUUUAAAUGAUUGCUUUAAAUGUGAUUAUUUCCUAAACCACACAAGAGUAAAAUAGAGCAUUUAUUGAUGGAAUAACAAAAGUGCUUUUCUUAAAUAUUCUUCAAAAUACAUUUGUACAACUUACAAUAAUAUAUCCAAAAUAACUGUAUAUACAAAACAUUACCUAGUUUUAAUGUAUGUGCUUUUUUCCCCAAAAAUUACAAAGUAACUUCUUUUUAGCUUUUUUUUUUGGCAAAGUUCAACCUUAACAGAGGUGACAAUUUUAAAGGUUGGUUUAAGAAAAUAGAACCUGAGGGAAAUUGACACGCAAGAGUCAAUGACAAGCAAGAGAUUUGGAGGAAUAUUUUAGUUUGUUAAAUAAAAAGGUUUUUUAGAGUAGUACUUUUCACAUUACAAAAAUAAACCAAAAUGAAGAAAAGGUCACUGUAAAAUGAUGGAAAAAGGAUCUGUAGACUUGCUUUAGUAUUUCAAAUAGCCAACAAUGCAUGUCAAAAAAUGAAUGCAAGAUCACAACAGUCCUAUAUUUACUUUGUA
Messenger RNA from Tupaia belangeri chinensis (Chinese tree shrew), 2652 nucleotides. RefSeq names its product serpin family E member 3 (gene SERPINE3). Gene Ontology annotation, molecular function: serine-type endopeptidase inhibitor activity. The record is from RefSeq and is a predicted model, not a curated record. The transcript is spliced from 8 exons. Bases 1 to 1191 code for a protein of 396 amino acids. Gene Ontology annotation, biological process: negative regulation of endopeptidase activity. NCBI's taxonomy places the organism in Eukaryota, Metazoa, Chordata, Mammalia, Scandentia, Tupaiidae.